Lepus europaeus (European hare) is the source of this 4431-nucleotide messenger RNA. It is a transcript of the gene PNPLA6, whose product is annotated as patatin like phospholipase domain containing 6. NCBI's taxonomy places the organism in Eukaryota, Metazoa, Chordata, Mammalia, Lagomorpha, Leporidae. Gene Ontology annotation, molecular function: phosphatidylcholine lysophospholipase A1 activity. Gene Ontology annotation, biological process: phosphatidylcholine metabolic process. The coding region runs from base 58 to 4218 and encodes 1386 amino acids. The record is from RefSeq and is a predicted model, not a curated record. Gene Ontology annotation, cellular component: endoplasmic reticulum. The transcript has 32 exons.
AGUCUCAGGGAAGAGUCGCGCCCCCGCGGGUGGGAGCCGCGCUGGCCCAUUCUGCAGAUGGGGACCCCGAGUCAGAGGCCGAACGGGACCUCCUCGGGGGUAGAGGUGGCAUGGGACGCGAGCCGCGCAGUCCCGGCCCUCGAGGAGGGCGCGGCGGGGCGGGUAUGCGGGGCGCAGCCGGUGCCGUUCGUCCCGCAGGUCCUGGGCGUGAUGAUCGGGGCCGGAGUGGCCGUGCUGGUCACGGCCGUGCUCAUCCUGCUGGUGGUGCGGAGGCUGCGAGUGCCGAAAACCCCGGCCCCCGAUGGCCCCCGGUAUCGGUUCCGGAAGAGGGACAAAGUGCUUUUCUAUGGCCGGAAGAUUAUGCGGAAGGUGUCACAGUCCACUUCCUCUUUAGUGGACGCCUCUGUCUCCACCACUUCCCGGCCACGCAUGAAGAAGAAACUGAAGAUGCUCAACAUUGCCAAGAAGAUUCUUCGUAUCCAGAAAGAGGCGCCCACCCUGCAGCGGAAGGAGCCCCCGCCCUCCGUGCUGGAGGCUGACCUGACCGAGGGGGACCUGGCCAACUCCCACCUGCCCUCCGAGGUGCUCUACAUGCUAAAGAACGUCAGGGUGCUGGGCCACUUUGAGAAGCCGCUCUUCCUGGAGCUGUGCCGGCACAUGGUGUUCCAGCGGCUGGGCCAGGGCGACUACGUCUUCCGGCCCGGGCAGCCGGACGCCAGCAUCUACGUGGUGCAGGACGGGCUCCUGGAACUCUGCCUGCCGGGCCCUGACGGGAAAGAGUGUGUCGUGAAGGAAGUGGUCCCCGGGGACAGCGUCAACAGCCUUCUCAGCAUCCUGGAUGUGAUCACCGGUCACCAGCACCCCCAGAGGACGGUGUCCGCCCGGGCCGCCAGGGACUCCACAGUGCUGCGGCUGCCAGUGGAGGCCUUCUCCGCGGUCUUCACCAAGUACCCGGAGAGCUUGGUGCGGGUGGUGCAGAUCAUCAUGGUGAGGCUGCAGCGAGUCACCUUCCUGGCACUGCACAACUACCUGGGGCUGACCAACGAGCUGUUCAGCCACGAGAUCCAGCCCCUGCGCCUGUUCCCCAGCCCUGGGCUCCCAGCCCGUACCAGCCCCGUGCGUGGCUCCAAGCGAGUGGUUAGCGCCUCAGCCGCUGACGAGCCCAGGGAGACCCCCGGCCGGCCAACUGACCCCACCGGGGCCCCACUGCCUGGACCUGCAGCCCCGAUCCUAGCUCUGGACCUAGCAGCUCUGACCGGUCGGAGUCAGCAUGUGUCUCCCCCAGGAGACCCCGUGAAGCCCGCGUCCCUGGAAGCGCCCUCCGCCCCUCUGCUGAGUCGCUGUAUCUCCAUGCCCGUGGACAUAUCAGGCUUGCAGGGCGGGCCCCGCUCCGACUUCGACAUGGCCUACGAGCGGGGCCGGAUCUCCGUGUCUCUUCAAGAAGAGGCGUCCGCGGGGCCCCUGGCAGCCCCUGCCCGGACCCCCACUCAGGAGCCCCGGGAGCAGCCAGCGGGUGCCUGUGAGUACAGCUACUGUGAAGACGAGUCGGCCACCGGCGGCUGCCCCUUUGGGCCCUACCAGGGCCGCCAGACAAGCAGCAUCUUCGAGGCGGCAAAGCGGGAACUGGCCAAACUGAUGCGGAUUGAGGACCCCUCUCUUCUGAACAGCCGCGUCUUGCUGCACCACGCCAAAGCCGGCACCAUCAUCGCCCGCCAGGGGGACCAGGACGUGAGCCUGCACUUCGUGCUCUGGGGCUGCCUGCACGUGUACCAGCGCAUGAUUGACAAGGCGGAGGAUGUGUGCCUGUUCGUGGCGCAGCCCGGGGAGCUGGUGGGGCAGCUGGCCGUACUCACUGGCGAGCCCCUCAUCUUCACGCUGCGAGCCCAGCGCGACUGCACCUUCCUGCGCAUCUCCAAGUCCGACUUCUAUGAGAUCAUGCGCGCACAGCCCAGUGUGGUGCUGAGCGCCGCGCACACGGUGGCCGCGAGGAUGUCGCCCUUCGUGCGCCAGAUGGACUUCGCCAUCGACUGGACGGCGGUGGAGGCGGGACGCGCGCUGUACAGGCAGGGCGACCGCUCCGACUGCACCUACAUCGUGCUCAACGGGCGGCUGCGCAGCGUGAUCCAACGCGGGAGCGGCAAGAAGGAGCUGGUGGGCGAGUACGGCCGCGGGGACCUCAUCGGCGUGGUGGAGGCGCUGACCCGGCAGCCGCGAGCCACGACGGUGCACGCGGUGCGCGACACAGAGCUGGCCAAGCUCCCCGAGGGCACCUUAGGGCACAUCAAACGUCGGUACCCGCAGGUGGUGACCCGCCUUAUCCACCUGCUGAGCCAGAAAAUUCUCGGGAAUUUGCAGCAGCUCCAAGGACCUUUCCCAGCAGGCUCGGGGCUGGGAGUGCCCCCCCACUCGGAGCUCACCAACCCAGCCAGCAACCUGGCCACGGUGGCGGUCCUGCCCGUGUGUGCUGAAGUGCCCAUGAUGGCCUUCACGCUGGAGCUGCAGCACGCCCUGCAAGCCAUCGGCCCCACACUCUUGCUCAACAGUGACAUCAUCCGGGCGCGCCUGGGGGCCUCUGCGCUGGAUAGCAUCCAAGAAUUCCGGCUGUCGGGGUGGCUGGCCCAACAGGAGGACGCGCACCGCAUUGUGCUCUACCAGACGGACGCAUCGCUGACGCCCUGGACCGUGCGGUGCCUGCGCCAGGCCGACUGUAUCCUGAUCGUGGGCCUGGGGGACCAGGAGCCCACUCUGGGCCAGCUGGAGCAGAUGCUGGAGAACACGGCCGUGCGCGCCCUCAAGCAGCUUGUCCUGCUGCACCGGGAGGAGGGCCCGGGCCCCAUGCGCACCGUGGAGUGGCUCAACAUGCGCAGCUGGUGCUCGGGGCACCUGCACCUGCGCUGCCCUCGCCGCCUCUUCUCGCGCAGGAGCCCGGCCAAGCUGCACGAGCUCUACGCGAAGGUGUUCUCCAGGCGCGCGGACCGGCACAGCGACUUCUCCCGCUUGGCGCGCGUGCUCACGGGAAACACCAUUGCCCUGGUGCUGGGCGGGGGCGGGGCCAGGGGCUGCUCGCAUAUCGGGGUGCUGAAGGCGUUGGAGGAGGCCGGGGUUCCCGUGGACCUGGUGGGCGGCACGUCCAUUGGCUCCUUCAUCGGGGCCCUCUAUGCAGAGGAGCGCAGCGCCAGCCGUACCAAGCAGAGGGCCCGGGAGUGGGCCAAGGCCAUGACGUCGGUGCUGGAACCCGUGCUGGACCUCACCUACCCCGUCACCUCCAUGUUCACCGGCUCGGCCUUUAACCGCAGCGUGCACCGCGUCUUCCAGGAUAAGCAGAUUGAGGACCUGUGGCUGCCCUACUUCAACGUGACCACAGACAUCACGGCCUCGGCCAUGCGUGUGCACAAGGAUGGCUCCCUGUGGCGGUAUGUGCGUGCCAGCAUGACGCUAUCGGGCUACCUGCCCCCACUGUGCGACCCCAAGGACGGGCACCUCCUCAUGGACGGCGGCUACACCAAUAACCUGCCAGCGGACAUCGCCCGCAGCAUGGGCGCCAAAACGGUCAUCGCCAUCGACGUGGGCAGCCAGGACGAGACGGACCUCAGCACCUAUGGGGACAGCCUGUCCGGCUGGUGGCUGCUGUGGAAGCGGCUGAACCCCUGGGCGGACAAGGUGAAGGUGCCAGACAUGGCAGAGAUCCAGUCCCGCCUGGCCUACGUGUCCUGCGUGCGGCAGCUGGAGGUGGUCAAGUCCAGCUCCUACUGCGAGUACCUGCGCCCGCCCAUCGACUGCUUCAAGACCAUGGACUUCGGGAAGUUCGACCAGAUCUAUGACGUGGGCUACCAGUACGGGAAGGCUGUGUUCGGAGGCUGGACCCGUGGCGACGUCAUUGAGAAGAUGCUCACAGACCGGCGGUCUGCGGACCUGAAUGAGAGCCGCCGCGCAGACGUGCUCGCCUUCCCAAGCUCGGGCUUCACCGACCUGGCCGAGAUCGUGUCCCGGAUCGAGCCCCCCACCAGCUACGUCUCUGAUGGCUGCGCCGACGGGGAGGAGUCGGACUGCCUGACCGAGUAUGAGGAGGACGCGGGACCUGACUGCUCCAGGGACGAGGGGGGCUCCCCGGAGGGCGCGAGCCCCAGCACAGCCUCGGAGAUAGAGGACGAGAAGUCCAUCCUCCGGCACCGGCGCUGCCUGCCCGUGGAGCCUCCCUGCUCGGCCGCGGAUGCCUGAGGACCUCCCCGGAGGGACCCCCACCGCCCCAGGGCUGGGCUGGGGGUACGCUCCCCUUGCUGCUGCUGCUAUGUCUGGGGCCCCGCUGGGUCCUGCCGCCCUCUGGGGCCCACACACUGGACUGACCUGCCCCGAGGGGAGGGGCACGACUGCACUGAUGACCCUUGACCUACUAGGUCACCCUCCCAAUAAACUUCGACCUCUUGGAAAUGA